AUGUCUGACAUCACCGAAAUAAUGGUAUUUUGUCUCGUUCUAGGUGACGCUAUUAAAAAUUCUUUCCCGGUCGACAUCGAUUGUAAAAUGACCAUAGGGCAUCUCAAGAUACUAAUAAAGAAUGUGAAAUCUCCGGAACUUGACGAAUUUGCACCAGAUAAACUGAAUCUAUGGAAGGUUGAUAUUCCUCAAAACAGAGAAAAUCAGGAAAUGAAAAUACCCGUCGGAGUUAAUAUUGCAAAAGGAUAUGGAGGUAUAGAGUUGGCCUCAUUCGAAACUAUCGAAGAAUAUUUUCGUCCGAUACCCACUAGUACUAGCAUUCGUAUUAUCGUACAACCGCCUGUCACCACUGCACGAAACCUGCCUGAAACAUUAGAAUAUC
This is a messenger RNA of Ambispora gerdemannii, 382 nucleotides long. The record is from the annotation of a GenBank genome assembly. Lineage: Eukaryota; Fungi; Glomeromycota; Glomeromycetes; Archaeosporales; Ambisporaceae.